Molecule: messenger RNA, 849 nt
Organism: Physeter macrocephalus (sperm whale)
Lineage: Eukaryota; Metazoa; Chordata; Mammalia; Artiodactyla; Physeteridae
Product: cocaine esterase-like
Cellular component (GO): intracellular membrane-bounded organelle
Molecular function (GO): carboxylic ester hydrolase activity
Source: RefSeq, a predicted model, not a curated record
AUGGGGACGCUGCCCCUCAGGGAGUUAAGUGACUUGCCCAGGAUCGUACAGGUGGAAGUGCACCCUGUCCCCAGCAUCAUUGGUGUAAACAGCGAUGAGUACAGUUGGAUCAUCCCCUCGGUCAUGAACAAUUCUGACACCCAGAAGGAAACGGACAGAGAGACCAUAAAGGAUGGCUUGCAGAAAAUAUCAACAAUGAUGGAUCCAUCUCCCCAGUCCUGCCUCUGCCCCUCCCGGCCCCUGCCGGCCUGCCUAACCUGCCUCUUCCUGAUCCACCUGAGUUUGAUGCCGCCUGAGUUUGUUGACCUGUUGAUGGAGGAGUACACAGGGGGCAGUGAGGACUUCCAGACCCUCCGAAUCCAGUUCCCUGAGACCAUGGGGGACUGCAUCUUCGUGAUCCCUGCACUCCAGGUAGCAAAGUUACAGUGUUCCUACACCCCUGUCUACUUCUACGAGUUCCAGCAUCAGCCCAGCUUCUUCAAGGAUGUCAGGCCGAGCUGUGUGAGGGCAGACCAUGGAGAUGAGGUUCGCUUCAUCUUCAGAAGUCCUUUCGGGAGCAGCCACAUCCAACUCACUGAGGAGGAGGAGCUGCUGAGCAGGAAGAUGAUGAAGUAUUGGGCCAACUUUGCUCGAAAUGGGAACCCCAACGGCGAGGGUCUGCCCCACUGGCCGCCCCACUGGCCUGCGCUGAACAUGCAGCCUGCAGUGGGCCGAGCCCUGAAGGCCCGCAGGCUCCAGUUCUGGACCAAGACCCUACCCCAGAAGAUACGGGAGCUAAUGGAGGCCAAGGAGAAGCACACAAAACUGUAGCUGCCUGCGUCUGGGGGGAGGGGGGUGGAGGGGAGGGCU